UGCUUCAACAUAGGUAACUUACCUUGCGCGCAUACGAUUCUUAUCUCUCAUUUACUUUUAAUGCACGAUUAAUAAACCGCUUACAAUGCGGCAUUUGUACCAGGUGCUCAGCCACCUACUCUUCGCCAGCCUGGCGCGUGCCCAGUUUGGGGUUCAGAAUGAUAGGUCAGUUCUCGGUAUUAACAAUGAGUUCUCAGGUGUUUGUUACACAUAUGUUUCGGUCUAUCCAGUCCUUGCCGAUCCCGAUUAUAUCACCAUCACAAAGCCCUACAGAGGCUCAGUAACAACGCAGUAUACUGUUCCACCGCAGGGCGACGAGCCUGGUAUUGUUAUUGUUGAACAACCAGGCGGUUCUUCGGCGCCAGAGAAUGUAGUCAUCCCUGCGACGGAUGAUAGGUCUUAUGUUAUUAUUAUUAGACCGCAUUCAGGGCCGAAUCCGAUUUCUGCGCCUAUUACGCAGGUUGUUCCGCCGAGGAGUGGACAGCCGGGGCAGAUUAUUAUUGAGACGCCGGAGGCGCGGGUUGAUGAUGCAACGCCGGGUGUGUUGCAGCCUCUUAUGCUUGAGCCGAAGGAGUUGAGUGGUUAUGUGACGGUUCUUCAACCACUGACCGGAACAUUGGCGUCGCUGCAACUAAUUACGAUUUCACCGACUGGAACGAACCGUGGAUCGGUCAUCAUUAAUGUCCCCACAUCAGCACUCAAUGGGGGAAGCCUACAAGGCCUUACUCUCGAACCUGCACAAGAUGGCGACUAUGUCACUGUGAUUGAACCGGCGGGUACAGCCUUCAGCGGAACUGUCCCAAUUCGACUAACAGUACCACCGAGCAAUGGAAACCCUGGUACUGUAAUCAUCCAAACACCUGUACCAGGAACUCUGAGGCCAUUGGCCCUUGAGCCUUUGACCCCUAACACACUGGGUGCUUUGGGACUCGCUGGUCAAACGAUCACACUCCAACCGGCCUAUGCGACCGGCUACGUGACUAUCAUCGAGCCGGCCGAAGGAAGUGUCACUCCGACAGCACCUAUACGAACUACCAUUCCACCGACUGGUACCAAGCCCGGAACUGUACUCAUACAAACACCACCGGGUUGGAAUGAUGGGGGAGAUGGAACGGCUUUCCAACCGACGCGAACCCGUCCGCAAGGUUCGGUAUCUUAUACGACUAUUACUCGUGGUGUACCCAUGGGACUUGGUGGCUCAGGAAGCGGUUCUGAUGGCGGGUCAAAUGGAGGAUCAGGGCCUGGGGAUGGCUCUGGCGAUGUCCAGGGCCAACCAGGUCAAGGUGGCGACGAUGAUUCAGGACCGCGACAGACGCUUACUAUUCCACCUGAGGGCGGAAACCCCGGUACUGUCCUUGUUCUGACACCUGAAGACCCCAAUAAUCCGCAGACUGGCAACAACGGUGGCGGCGAUAAUGGUGCCCAGGCUACUGGAGGAUUUAGUGGCGGGAACCAAGGUAGUUCAGGUGGUGGUUCUGGCUCAUCGAGCGGCGGAAAUGGCCAGAAUGGAAGUGGAGGGAGCUCCAACAAUGGAGGAUCUGGAGGUGCAUCCAACAGCGGGAGUGGUAGCUCACCUGGACAAGGAGGCAGCUCCAGCAAUGGGGGUUCCUCUGGAACUAACGAGGUCCCUGCAAAAGGCGAUGGUCAGGGUUCCGGCUCUGGAUCGGGAGGCGAUGAUGGUGACGGUGCAUCAGGCAGCGGAGGAUCCUCAGGGUCAAACAACGGCAAUAACUCUGGCAACGGCGGAUCAUCAAGCUCUGGUGGAUCUCAUACCGCCGGAAGCGGUGGCUCGGGAGGAACCCAAGGCGGAGCUCAAGGUGGUUCCGAUAGUGAGGGCGGCCAGGGUGGCAGUGGUACACGAUCUGCUGGCUCUUCUUCAAGCACCAAGGGCGCUUCUAGUGGUGGCUCUGGAGGUAAUGAUGGACCAACAUCGGGAGAUACUGAGUCUGAAGGCGGUGGCUCAGAGGGCGGCUCAGAUUCUGGCAAUGGAAGCUCUGGUGGUACUGGAUCGACUAAUGGCGGUAAAGGUUCCAGCGGAGAUGGAGACGGUGACUCUGGAUCAGGAGGAAAUAAUGCUGGAGGAGGAGCAAAUGGUGGUUCGGGUCAGUCAUCUUCAUCGCGAAGAGGGAGUACUUCUCGGCGUUCAAGCACUCGAGCACCAAUCGUUCGAACAUCGCCUUCGACCUACGUUGUUACAUCCAGCAGCACUGUAUUCACCAUUACCGCUGAUGUCGUCGAGACUCUCACCAAUGUCGAACCUCAGAGGACUCGUCGAUCAACCAUCAGCGGCCGUCUCACAGCUGGAGUCGAAGGGCUAGGUGGCGGUGGAACUGCAGCUACCGAUAGAACGACAUUCAGACGCCCUUCAAACAGCCGGUCUACAGGGUCUGCGGCCGGUACUGCUGGCGGAGCUGCUUCUGGAGUCGAGUCUGAUUCCCCACAAACUACACAGGCUCCUGGAAGUCCUUCAAGUACUAGACGAGCUGGUGCUUCAUCAAGCUCGGGUUAUACUGGUACAGUAGACACGCGCGUUCGUCCUGGAGGUAGUGGUCUGACCUCUACGCGCAGCAGGACUUCGACUUCAGGACAAGUUUCUCGAUCUUCAAAUGGAGAGACUACUAUUGUCGAUAGUGGUCCUGUCGUAACAAAUGAUCCUGGCUCUGAUGCAGAGGAAGCUACGUCAUCUGCCGGAAACGCUGCCCAGAGCUCAUCUACCCGCUCGGCCCAAAGGUCAAGUGCCUCUCAAUCCACUAGUGCGCAAAGGCCUGUUGCAGCAACUUCUUCGUCAGGUACUCGUUUCACUGCGAGACCAGCUGUCAUAUCGACUAACCCUGGUGAUGAUGAAGCUGGAGGAACAUCGCAGGCCUCACAGAGAAGUAGCAGGGCUACUAGCUCAGUAUCGGGCGUUGUCGAAGGUGAACCUGGAUCAACUGCGGCAGGGAACAACGGCGGUGCCGCUUCGGAAGACGAUGAGGCGACAUCACAGGCAUCACGAGCUUCCAGUGGAUCACAGUCAACCAGCGCUGUUGGCGCAGGCUCUUCAUCAGUCUCAGCAAGAUCUAGCGCUGCAACAUCUGGAGGCACAUCACCUGGUGCAAACACCAGAGAUAGCGGUAGCUCGUCAACAUCAGGAGCCGCAGCCGGAUCCUCAGGGUCUAGAACUUCAACUGCGUCGCCCGAUGGUUCAUCUGUGGCGGAUGCUGGAAGCUCCCAGUCUGAUGCAGCUCGGGGCUCGAGCACAGGUACAUCAGUAGUGUCGCAGGCUACAGGCCAGAGCUCAAGUGCCUCAAGAACAAGUGAAGAGAUCAACUUUGAGACUCUAAUUGGUACCCAGAGUGUUCCAGAGUCAGAGCGUGUGGAACAACCUGGUGAGACGUCGACUCGCUCGGCGACAAGCAGUGGUGCCGGAUUGACAGGCCAGCCAGCUGCAGGAGUUGGAGGCUCAACCACUGCUGGGUCAAAUUCACAAACUACAGCUAUUGAUGUUGAUGAUGACGCGACGACAUCUAGUGGAGAGUCGCUCGCUGGAGGACCUGCAGCUGGUGCUACGUCUGGAAGUGCGGGCGAGAGCUCUGUGAGCGACGACUCUGAUGCUGAGACCUCCGCCGCUUCUAGAGAUCCUGGCUCUGAGACGGCAUCUGAUGAUGCUCGCGAGACAGGAGAUGCUACUGGUACUGCUCAAUCUGAGGAUGGAGACACCAGUUUGAUCUCUCCCCAAGUGCCAGUUCCCACCGAUCCAUUGCCAGAGACCGAAUCCAGCAGUCAGUCACUCACGGGCGGAGUCGAAGGCAUACCCGCCAUGAGUGACUUAUCGUUUGAGUCUCCUGAGCUACCACUGCCGACUGCGGUAUCAACUGGCCCCCUUCCUGACUCUAAUCUGCUAUCUACAGCAACCGAUGAGGAGUCCUCGGGUGCAACACAAGGAUUCGAAGUCCCUACUGGUUCGCAAGCUGCGCCAUCAUCAGAUGGCGGCCUUGACCCUGGCUCGGGAGAGACUGGUACAGAUGGGCCCACUGGCACUGAGACUUCUGAGCCUGAUGCUGCUUCGAACUCGUCGAGUGACGAAGCGUCUGAGACAGGAUCUGCAGAUCCGGAUGAGACUAGCACUGGAGCUUCUACAGAGCCAUCGCAGAGUGGCUCGUCAGGUGAUGAUGAUGAUGAUGGCGCCAGCACCACAGAUGAAGCAGGUGCCGAGCCUUCUGAGACAGACGCCGACGCGGAAAGCGAGACAUCUGGCCCUGAUGUUACUUCUGAUGGUUCGGGAUCUGGAGCUGGUCCCAGCACUGAUGAAGAUGGACAGACCAUCACCGACGCAUCUGGUGGAAACCCUACUGCUGGCAUCCCAGCAGACAAUAGCUUGACCACUGACGCUCCUGAUGGUGCAUUGGUAACCAUCACCGUCUUCAGAGCAGGCCGUGGCCCAGCCCGAACAACACUCUACGUCCCUCCCCAAGCAUCCAACGAUCCAUGGACAGCCGUCAUCGAGACGCCAGUUUCAGAGACUCAAUCCGAAGCUGCAACUGCUCGCGGAGACGACGAUGUUCUUGCUACCACAUCUGCUAUCGGCGGUAACACCAAUGUCACUAUCUUUAGAGCUGGAUCCAGCCCUGCAAGAAGGACUCUUUAUGUACCCCCCAGAUUUGCCAAUGAGCCUGGCACCAUUGUUAUUGAGACGCCAACUGGGACAGAAUUGCCAGCUACUGCAACUGCUGCGGAAACUGGUCUUGAAACCGCUGGUGUUAGGCCGAACAUCACGGUUUAUAGCUCUGGUACUGCUUCCAGCAGAAUUACUAUCUAUGUGCCUCCUACUGCGUCAGAUGGAGAUGGGUAUAUCAUUAUUGAGACUCCUGUCUCUGAAGCUGAUACUGAUGCUACUGAGAGUGCUGAAGAUGGCAGUGGUCCUACAGCUGGAACCCCAGCUGGUAUUGCCAAUGUCACGGUUUACAGCUCCGGUACUGCGUCAGAGAGGAGGACUAUAUACAUCCCUCCCACCGCCUCUGGCGAGGCUGGCACAAUCAUCAUCGAGACUCCGGUCUCCGAACCUGAUGAAGGAGAGACGGGAGGUAGUGACGGCGGGAGCCAGACUACCGGCCUUGAACCUGGUGUCAGACCCAAUGUGACGGUCUACAGUUCAGGCACUGCCUCAGAAAGAAUCACUCUGUAUAUCCCACCUACAGCAUCAGGUGAGGCUGGAACCAUUAUCAUCCAGACACCAGUCUCUGACGAAGAUUCUAAUACUAUAACUGGAGGUCCUGGAGAUGAGAGCGGAAGCACUGCCACUUCUGAUGACACAACCGCUGUGACUAUCUAUACUGAGGCAACUGGAUCUAUUGGAAACACUAGAUACAUCUCACCAACCGCUUCUGGAGAGCUCGGCACUUACAUCAUUGAGACGCUUGCCUCGGAAGCCGAUGAGGAGACUGCCUCCGAUGAUUCAGCUGAAGCUACAGGCCCUGAAGCUUCCAUCACACCAGUUCCCACUGAUGAGGUCUCACAAGGUGGCAGUGGAAAUGUUACUCUCUACCGAGCUGGAGAAGGCUCAGAGAGAAGUACCAUCUUCAUCCCGCCAGAAACUACCGGUGAUCCAUGGACUAUUGUGAUUGAGACACCAAUCUCACAGACCGAAUUGGUAGAAACAGGAACAGUUCCAGGUUUCCAGACAACUGUCUCCGCUAUCACCGGAAGCGCCAACUUGACUAUCUUCAGAGCCGGUGUCGCAUCGACAAGAACGACACUCUACGUAGCUCCCAAGACACCCGGGGCUCCAGGAACUGUCAUCAUCGAGACACCUGUUCCAAGAACGCAGACCGGUGGUCUUACAGCCAAUCCUGAAGCACAACCAACCCUUGGUGCUGGAUCAAACACUACGAUCUUUGUUCCAGGUACUGGUCCGGGACGAACGACUUACUACGUUCCGCCGUCAGAUCCUAAUGACCCUGGUACUGUUUAUGUUGAGACUCCUGUAUCUGGUGCGGAGACGGAAGAGCCCACUGAUGGUCCUUCAGCUACUGGAGAUGGUGAGGAUACUAUCGUAGCUGCAACAACAGUCACCAUUUUUAGUGGUGGGCCUGGAUCUGUCACGCGCACAGUCUAUGUCCCACCUACUGCCUCAGGAGAAGCAGGCACAUUAUACAUCGAGACGCCAACUGGGUCUGAAGCCACUGCCUCUGGUGAAGAAAUCAUCUCAACAACAAGAACUGUCACUGUAUACACUGGGGUUCCAGGCUCAGUUACGAGGACGGUUUACGUGCCUCCUACAGCGAUUGGUGAGCCAGGUACUUUGUUCAUUGAGACACCUGUCGAUGGCACCCAGGCUACAGUCACAGAUGAUGAGGAUGCCAUCUCUGCCGCAACGACUGUCACCAUCUUUAGUGGUGUACCUGGCUCCGUUACGAGAAGUGUGUAUGUCCCUCCCACUGCUUCAGGCGAGGCGGGCACUAUGUACAUCGAGACUCCUACAGAUGGAGCCGAAGCAACUGUAAGUGGUGACGAAGAUGCCAUAUCUGCUGCGACUACUGUCACCAUCUUCAGUGGCGGUCCUGCUUCAGUCACAAGGACUGUGUAUAUCCCGCCUACAGCUGCUGGAGAGGCGGGUACGCUCAUCAUUGAGACACCGACAGGAGAGGCUGCAUCUACCGCUACUGGCGACGGGGAAGAAGUUAUCUCUGCUGCAACAACAGUGACUAUCUUCAGUGGUGGCCCUGCAUCAGUAACCAGAACAGUGUAUAUCCCACCCACAGCAUCCGGAGAAGCAGGAACCCUCAUCAUCGAGACCCCUAUGGAUGGCCCUGAAGCUAGUCCGACGGGUAAUGGCAGCGCAGAGGAGACUGAAGAUUCUACUGAGACAGGUGCUCCCACUGCAGCAGAAGAGGAAGCUAUCUCGGCGGCGACUACAGUAACUAUCUUCAGUGGAGGUCCUGCGGCAGUCACGAGAACUACUUACAUUCCUCCAACAGCAUCUGGCGAGGCCGGAACUCUCGUGAUCGUGACUCCAACUGGUGGACCGGAUGCUGAUCCAACCAGCACUGCUAUUGAAGAGUCUGAGACAGACUCUGUAACUGAUGCAGAGGAGAUCACGGCGAGAACUACCGUCACCAUCUUCAGCGGCGGUUCAGGCUCUGCAACUCGAACUAUCUACAUCCCUCCUACCGCCUCAGACGAAGCUGGUACACUCAUCGUGGAGACACCCACGUCUGAUCCAGAUGGCAAUGAUGACUCCAGCAUUACUGGCACAGGUGCUAGUGGCCCAACCGCAAUCAUCACCCCUGAAGCCCCAGGCAACGUUACUAUCUAUAGCGGCGGACCUGCUUUCUCAACAACCACUCGUUUCAUCCCUCCUACUGCAUCAGGAGAGCCCGGUACUGUGGUCAUUGAGACACCAACAGCUGGGCCUCAGGCUACAGGUAUUGGAAAUGUUACUAUCGUUACUGGUGGUCCUGCUACAGUCACUCAAACUCGGUAUAUCCCUGCCACCGUGACCGAUGAGCCUGGAACUAUUGUUAUCGAAACACCGACUUCUCAAGUUGAUGAAGAAGGAGGUCCAGGAAACACAACUAUCUAUAGUGCGGUAUCUGCUACUGGUACUCGCACUAUCUACAUUCCACCCACGGUAUCUGGCGAGCCUGGAACCGUUAUCAUUGAGACACCUGCUGUGAGAGCAGUGACUGUCUACACAGAUGGCCCUGCAUCAACCACUCGAACGCUCACUAUUCCGGGAACUGCCUCAGGCGAUCUUGAUACAAUUCUCAUCGAGACUCCUACUUCAAGUUCAGGCUCUGGGCCUGCCAACGUCACUGUUUACACCGGAGUAUCUGCCACUUUCGCCACUACUCGUUUCGUUCCUGGUACAGCUUCAGAUGAGCCUGGAACGUUCAUUGUUGAAACGCCAAUUGGCAGCCCGACUUACGUGACAGUCUACAGUGGUGGACCAGGUACAGCUGUUACAACGAUCUAUCUGACACCAAGUGAAUCUGGUGAUUCUACCACUAUGAUCAUCCAGACUCCGACUCAGGGACCUGGCGAAGAGUCUGCAACGGACAGCGAUGAGAGCGUCACCGCUUCCGAAACUGGUAGCCAGAUCGCUACGCCUUCUUCCGCUGGCAAUGUCACCAUCUACAGUGGAGGUCCAGGUACAGUUCGACAGACCAUCUACAUCCCACCUACCGCCUCUGGAGAGCAAGGCACUGUUAUCAUUGAAACGCCAACUUCAGUACUGGAUGUUGAAGCAUCUGAAACAAUUGCUCCGUCGGGUAUUCGCAACGUCACCAUUGUCAGCGGUGGUCCUGGCACAGCUACGAGAACUAUCUAUAUCCCACCAACGGCAUCGGGAGAAGUAGGAACAGUUCUUAUUGAGACACCGACUGGCUCUGAUGAUGAUAACUCAGCCACUGAAACUUCAGAAGAGGCUGAAGCUACGACGAUUGCUCCUACAGUAUCAGGAGGCAAUGUCACCAUCAUUAGCGGAGGCCCAGCCAGUGUUACAAGAACAGUUUAUAUCCCACCAACUGCAUCUGGCGAGCCUGGAACAGUCAUCAUUGAGACUCCCACUGGUGGCGAGGAAAGUGAAGCACCUGAGACUGGAACAAUCACGGAGGCUCCAGGCAGCUCGGCGACUCGUCGUGGUAACGUCACUAUCUACACCCAAGCUCCCGGAACAGCUGGCGGAACAUUCUACUUCCCACCUGAUGACCCAGAAGAGUCAGGUACUGUCAUCAUUGAGACACUACCUGGUGAUGUUGAAGAGACCAGCGCCGAAUCCGAAGGCCCAGUCACUGAAACUGCCGGUGGCCGAGUCAAUACCACGAUCUUCAGCGGCGGCCCAGUAACUGCGCCUAGAACAUUAUACAUAUCAGCGACAAUUUCUGGGGAACCGGAUACCGUGCUUGUUGAGACACCAACCACAGGCCCAGAAGCAGAGGCUUCAGAGUCAGCGACUGGCCAACGAUACACGACCAUCUUUGGUGGAGGGUUUGGAACAGCUACAAGGACUAUCACCAUUCCUGCUACUGUAUCUGGUGAGCUGGAUACUGUUCUGAUCGAGACGCCCACUGGCGGUGCUCCCGAAGUCACAAUCACCAGAGGGGGACCUGUCUCAGUCGCCACGACUAUCACUAUCCCUGGUGCGCCUGGUGAACCUGAUACCGUUCUUAUCGAAUCACCAACCGAAUCUGGCGAUGCUGAGGUAUCGGAGAGUGCUAACGGCCCAGGCCAAGUGACUUCGACUCGUGGUGGACCAGUUACGGCUGCGACGACGAUCACAAUUCCGGGUCAAUCAGGCCAGCCAGAUACUGUUAUUAUUGAAACACCAACUGUUGGUGCGCCCGGUGUUACCAUCACGAGGGGAGGACCUGUUUCAGUCGCCACGACUGUAACAAUCCCCGGUGCACCUGGCGAGCCAGACACGGUUCUUGUCGAGACACCAAUUGGGUCUGCCGAUGGGGAGCCAUCAGUGACUGGAAGCGAUGCAGGUGAAGUAACUUCUACUCGUGGUGGACCAGUUACGGCCGCAACGACGAUCACCAUCCCAGGUAUAUCAGGCCAGCCAGAUACGGUUAUCGUUGAAACACCUACAACCGCCUCUGAUGGUGAGGAAUCUUCGGCGACUGGAGACGGUCCAGUUGAAGUGACAUCUACUCGAGGAGGACCGGUAACAGCUGCAACUACUAUCACUAUUCCUGGCGAGUCAGGGCAGCCAGACACCGUUAUUAUUGAAACGCCGACAACAUCCUCCGAUACUGAAACAACAGAAACCGGAGGCAGCCCGGGAGAGGUAACUUCAACAAGAGGAGGACCUGUAACAGCAGCGACUACCAUCACCAUCCCUGGUGAAUCGGGUGGGCCAGACACGGUCAUCGUUGAGACUCCAACGAGGUCAAAUGAACCUCCUGCAACUGGUGGUGUUCAAGCAGUCACUUCAACAAGAGGUGGGCCUGUGACAGCAGCAACUACUAUAACCAUUCCUGGCGAGUCAGGUCAGCCUGACACGGUUAUAGUUGAGACACCUCGAUCGUCUGAUGAGGUUGAGCCAUCUGCAACUGAAGAUAGCCAAGAUGAGAUUACCAUCACUCGGGGCGGGCCUGUGACUGCUGCCACUACCGUUACUAUCCCUGGAGUAUCUGGUGGCCCGGAUACUGUUUUCAUUGAGACACCAACAAGGUCGAAUGAGCCUUCAGUGACUGGCGGAUUGCAAGCGAUUACUUCUACUCGAGGUGGACCUGUGACAGCUGCUACAACUAUUACAAUCCCAGGGGAAUCAGGUCAGCCGGAUACCGUUAUUGUUGAGACACCUCGAUCGUCUGACGAGAUCGUGCCAUCUGCAACUGAGGGUCAAGAUCCGGUCACUAUCACUCGCGGUGGACCUGUAACUGCUGCAACGACAGUGACUAUUCCCGGAGUGUCUGGUGGGCCAGAUACUGUCUAUAUUGAGACGCCCACUCGGUCCUCUGCAGGAACUGCGGUUGUUGAAGAGGUUACUAUUACCCGAGGAGGUCCUGUAACAGCCGCCACUACAGUCACUAUCCCCGGAGUAUCUGGAGGGCCGGAUACUGUGUUUAUUGAAACACCCACGCAGUCUUCAGAUGGACCUACAGAAACCGGUGUGCCGGAAGUCACAAUCACUCGGGGUGGCCCUGUGACGGCCCCUAUUACAGUUACCGUCCCUGGAGUAUCCGGCGGUCCUGAUACUGUUUACAUUGAGGUACCUACAGAGUCUGUUGGAACCGGAGCUGUUCAGGAGGUUACUAUUACGCGAGGUGGCCCUGUAACAGCUGCCACAACGGUCACCAUUCCUGGCGGAGCGGGAGAGCCAGAUACUGUUUAUAUCGAGACGCCUACCGAGUCCGUUGACGGGGGUAGUGAAACGCCGGUAACUGGAGCCGUUCAAGAAGUCACUAUUACGAGAGGCGGUCCGGUCACAGCGGCAACCACAGUCACAAUCCCUGGUGUUUCUGGAGGACCAGACACGGUCUAUAUUGAGAUACCCACGGAAUCCGCAACUGGAGGUACGGAGCCGCCAGUGACUGGAGCUGUUCAGGAAGUUACUAUCACAAGUGGAGGUCCCGUCACAGAGGCAAUAACGAUUACUAUUCCCGGAGCUUCUGGCGAGCCAGAUACUGUUCUGGUUGAAGUUCCGAUUGAGUCUGCUGAACAAUCCUCGGCAACAGGCUCUGUACGCGAAGUCACUAUUACAAGAGGUGGUCCAGUUACAGCUGCGGCAACACUCACGAUUCCCGGCGAAUCUGGUGGACCUGACACUGUACUGAUUGAGACCCCAACUGGCUCUUCUGGCGAUGACAAUGAGCCUUCUACAACUGGCUCUGUACGCGAAGUCACUAUUACACGAGGAGGACCCGUCACGGCUGCGACAACACUCACUAUUCCUGGUGAGUCCGGAGGACCAGAUACUGUACUGGUCGAGACCCCGAUGAGCUCAUCUGAUGAAGACGGUUCUACCCAAGGAGAAGUUACAAUUACUCGUGGCAGUCCAGUCACUGCUGCUACAACCCUCACCAUACCUGGAGCUUCGGGUCAGCCAGAUACUGUUGUCGUCGAAACCCCAACUGAGUCUGGCAGAGAGUCAUCAGAAACUGAUGGUGGUCAAGAAGAAGUUACUGUUACCCGGGGUGGUCCUGUCACAGCUGCAACUACAAUCACCUUGCCCGGUGUAUCAGGCGGGCCAGAUACAGUUAUCAUCGAAACUCCGACCGAGUCUGCCAUUGAGCCCUCGGAGACUGAUGACCGUCAGGAAGAGGUCACCAUUACCCAAGGUGGCCCUGUUACAGCUGCGACAACGAUCACUGUUCCAGGCUUAUCAGGAGAACCAGACACUGUCAUCAUCGAGACUCCUACUGGUGCUUUUGAGACUCCCAACAAUGCUCUCGCUAAUGUCACUGUCUACAGUGGCGGCCCUGUCUCAGUUACCCGUACCAUCUAUUUUCCACCCGACACAUCUGGCCAGGCUGGCACUAUUGUUAUCGAGACACCAGAUGGCUCUAGUCCCACGGAAACUGCUCGUGAACCUGGAAACGUCACUAUUUACACUGGUGUCGCUGGUACAGCUACAAGAACCGUCUUCAUACCUGCUACAGCUUCCGGAGAGCCAGGAACAGUACUCAUCGAAACGCCAACAGGUUCUUUUGUUGGUGAGGAGACGACAGGAAGUCUUGUUGCAACAGCGACAGGACCUCUUACUACCUCUGAGGACAGGCCCAACACUACAAUCUUCAGCGGUGGAUCUGGUUCAUCGACAAGGACGGUCUACUUCCCACCAGCUUCUGAUGACCCCGAUGGCCCUGGAACCGUUGUCAUCGAGACACCAACCUCUGGUUCUGAAGAGGAAGAUCCCGAAGCAACAAGCAGUGUCAUUUCUACUGGAGGACCGGCUUACAUCACACGUAUCGUUGGAGGUCCUGCUUCGGUCACCACUACUAUCUACAUCCCACCAACUGCCUCUGGUGAGCCGGGUGUUGUGAUCAUUGAGACGCCAACAUCAGGCCCCGAAGAUGAGACAACGGCCAGUGAGAGUGCUGCAAACACAGCUUUCCCAGUGGGCAGACAAAACGUCACUCUCUACAGCGGCGGUCCAGGUACGGCUGUAACAACAAUCUACUACCCGCCUGCAUCAAGCGAACCUGAUGAGCCUGGUACGGUGGUAAUCCAGACCCCAACAGCUGGUCCCUGGGAGGAAACACCAUCGGCUUCUGCAAGCGAAGCUGCUACGCCAAUCCAGAACAUUACUCGCAUCGUGGGAGGACCUGCUUCUGUCACAACGACGAUCUACAUCCCUCCUACGGCAUCGGGCGAACCUGGAGUGGUCAUCAUUGAGACGCCUACAACUGGCCCUGAUGACGAAGAAACAUCUUCAGCGUCUAUUACCGCAACCUCCAGCGACGAGGAAGCAACUGGUAUCCCCAAUGUCACUCGCUAUGUUGGCGGUCCUGCUUCUAUCACAACAACCAUUUACAUCCCACCAGCAUCAUCUGGUGAACCUGGAACAGUCCUCAUUCAAACACCUUCCGCCGCGCCUGAUGAUACCACGACAUCUACGGCAUUAGCUGAGUCGCCAAGCGGCGUUCCAAAUGUUACUCGAUAUAUCGAUGGUCCAGCUUCAGUUACGACAACAUACACAAUACCCCCUGCCUCGUCUGGAGAGCCAGGAACAGUGGUUAUCCAGACGCCUUCUGCCAGUCCUGGCGAGAGCGAGGUUUCCGCUUCAGCAACUGAGAUUCCAAACGUCACCAGAUACAUCGGUGGCCCAGCUUCAGUCACUACGACCUAUACCAUUCCUCCAGCCUCACCCGGAGAGCCAGGUACUGUUGUUAUUCAAACCCCAACUGCCAGUCCUGAAGAAAGUGCUACGUCUUCCCCAUCAGCUGAAGCGCCAACUGAAAUCCCAAAUGUCACUCGUUACGUCGGCGGGCCAGCGUCAGUUACUACGACCUAUACCCUCCCUCCAGCUUCAUCCGGAGAGCCGGGUACGGUGAUCAUUCAGACUCCAUCGGCUAGUCCGGCGGCAGAAACAACAUCUUCCCGCGAGGCCGUCACGAGUGCUGAGUCUCCAAGCGCAAUCCAGAACGUCACUCGCUUCGUCGGAGGCCCAGCAUCAGUUACUACAACAAUCUACAUUCCCCCUGCUGCAUCUGGUGAACCCGGCACAGUACUCAUCCAAACUCCUAGCUCUGCUCCAGAGGAGACUUCAUCCUCAGCAGCCGCAAGCACAACACGACUACCGGCAGUUGCACAGAACACAACCAUCUUCGGUGGUGGAGCAGGCUCAACCACAAGAACCAUCUAUAUCCCCCCUGCCUCGGAAGGCGAGCCAGGAACAGUCCUCAUCGAAACCCCAACUGAUAGCCCCGCAGCUUCAACCACUCCCACCAGCGACGCACCAGCAGGCAUUCCAACAACUUCCACUCCCAUCGUCGCUGGUACCAAUAUCACUAUCUUCAGAGCUGCUCCUCCCACAGCUACAGCUGGACGAACGUUGUACGAUCCACCGACUGCGGCUGGGGAGCCUGGCACAGUUAUUGUCGAGACAAUGGUUGUGUCUUCGACUUCUGGCUCAGCUGCGCCGUUGAGUAUGGAAGCUCCUGUUUUCACAACCCUGAGUGGUUCUUCAACAAGCUCUGCUGCUGGCGGUCCUUCAAGCACUACUAGUGCAGCAGCGGUUACUCCUACUACCACUUCUUCUGCUAUCGCUUCACCUCCAGCUACAUCCAGUAGCGCGGCAGCGGCAGCAGCAAGUUCAUCGAGCAGUGCUGCAGCUGCCGCGGCUUCAAGUUCUUCUUCUGCUGCUGCUGCUGCCAGUUCCUCCAGUAGUACAGCAGCGGCAGCAACUUCAUCAAGCAGUGCUGCUGCGGCCGCUGCUUCAAGUUCUUCUAGUGCUGCUGCUGCGGCGAGUUCGAGCUCUUCUUCUGUUGCAGCAGCCGUCAGUUCUACGAGUAGCGCAGCAGCUCCCGCAGCGACUUCAUCAAGCAGUGCUUCUGGGGCCGCUACGUCAAGUUCCUCAGCUGCUGCUGGCGCGGCCAGUUCCUCUAGUAGUGCUGCAGCUGCAGCUGCCUCAAGCUCGUCCAGUGCUGCUGCCGCAGCUGCAUCGUCAACAUCAAGCGCAGCUCCAGCACCAGUCACUACAAGCUCAACCAGUGUUGCAGCCCCAGUGGUCACCACCUCAAGCAGCGCAGCUGUUCCUGUUGUCGCCACUUCUUCCAGCAGUACAACCAGCACAAGCAUGAUGCCCCAGCUCGCAUUUGGCCCAACAUUCGACUGCGAUGGCUUCGGCUACACCGUCCAAAGUCUUCUCGCCAAUACCCUCACGCGCGUCAAUCUCGUCACUGGACAACGAACAGAUAUCAGAACAGGCAUUGGUCCCGGCGGUCCUAUCAACGGUAUCGGCUUCAAUAGGCUCGACAACUACAUCUACGGCUUCUACCAACAACCUUUGGUCAACGCCCUUCUUUGUGGUCUUCUGGGAUGUAAGCGAUCGGGACUUAUUCGUAUCGCUAAGGAUGGGCGAUGGGAGGUCCUUGAUCUUGUGAUCGGUACAAAUGCUAUCAGUAUGGGUGAUGUUGAUGAUCAAGGAAGGUUCUGGGUAUCCGAAGGUGGAGGUAAAUGGUGGUGCAUUGAUUUGAGACCGACUAGCAACACUUUCGGCCAGCUUCUGAGCUCUGGCACGUCAGCUACCAAUCUCCUUUCUGGCGUGGGUGACUGGGCAUAUGUCCCCGGUGGAGGCAACUAUCUCUACGCCGUCCAAGCAUCAGUCAUCGAGAGUGGCCUCCUCAGAACAAACAUCGUUCGAUGGUCAUUGACCACGCAAAAGUGGGAGCGAUUUCAAUCCUACCCCAACCUCAUCCUCACAACUCUCAAUCUCGUCUGGGGUGCCGUCAUGGCAGCACCGGACGGAACCCUCUUUGCUCAGGAGACAGUAUUGGGUCAAACGUGGAAGUUCACACUUGGAUCCACAGCAAAUCCUACGGCUAUACCAGGUGGUGCUAUUCUCAACUUGCUAGGAUCAGAUGGAGCCAGGUGCGCGGGUACUUUAGUUUCAUGAUUCGAUGGAUAAUGAAAGCGGCAAGAUUGCAACAAGGCCGCGGGUUGGACGCAUGUACUGUCAUUUUUCCUUUGUACUAGUCAAGCGGUCUGCUUCUUUUUUCUAUGUACUAGUUAGUGAUCACUACAUGAUCAACUAUUUCUUUUCUCCCA
Messenger RNA from Fusarium odoratissimum NRRL 54006, 15696 nucleotides. RefSeq lists its product as uncharacterized. The record is from RefSeq and is a predicted model, not a curated record. The transcript has a single exon. The coding region runs from base 86 to 15544 and encodes 5152 amino acids. NCBI's taxonomy places the organism in Eukaryota, Fungi, Ascomycota, Sordariomycetes, Hypocreales, Nectriaceae.